Linum trigynum is the source of this 2327-nucleotide messenger RNA. The record is from the annotation of a GenBank genome assembly. Lineage: Eukaryota; Viridiplantae; Streptophyta; Magnoliopsida; Malpighiales; Linaceae.
UAAAAAAAAUUGCAACCCUAGCUUCUCGAUGCUCUCCACCACCACUGCCGCCGACUCUCCCCUCCUCCUUUCUUCUAUCUAAUUCUAACCCCACAUCUCUCGAUAUCCUUCACCAAUGGCGGCCACAAUCUCCAACCUCUUACUAUGUCUAUUCCUCUCCCUCGCCAUUUCCCUCGCCCACGCCUCCAACCCCGACCUCGACUUGUACAUAACGGUGCCGAGCUUCUUCCGGUGUCCGAUUUCGCUCGACGUGAUGAAAUCCCCCGUCAGCCUCUCCACCGGCGUCACCUACGACCGCUCCAGCAUCCAGCGCUGGCUCGACUCCGGCAACAAUACCUGCCCGGCGACGAUGCAGGUCCUCGACACCAAGGAGUUCGUCCCCAACGCCAACCUCCACCGCCUCAUCCAGACCUGGUCCAGCCAAAACCGCCACAAUCCGCUCGACGACUCCUCGGCCUCCUCUGCCGAGUCGGCAUCGCCGCUCUCGCUGGACAAAAUCCAGCUCGUCGUCAAGGAAAUCGGAGGCGAGGAGAAGGAGUCCGGAAGAAAUUGCUCCUUCGACGACCUGUCAAAAAUCGCGUCUUUUGCCGAGGAAUCCAGCGAGAAUCGGAGGUUCCUGGCGAAGAUGGACGAAUUCGUCACAAUGCUCGCUGCUCUGAUUCAUUCGGAUGACAAGGAUCUUUCCCCGCCGGUGGUGGAGCUUGCGGUUAGGGUUUUGGAUUCGGUGUCGACCGAAUUUGGGGAUUUUCACGAGCUGAAGAGAUUGUUACUGAUUCCAAAGGAGAAAUCCCCCAAUCCGCUGCCGUCGUCGCUCGUCCGUGUCAUGAAACAGGGGAGCCGGCCAUAAUCGCGAAUCGCAACGGUACGGAUCAUCCAAUCAAUCGCCAUCGACGCCGAAUCGAAGCUCGCUAUGGCGGAAAGUGACGGAUUACUGCUCCACCUAGUCAAUUCCAUCGCUCCACGGACCGAUCUGCCUCUCAUCGACGCCGUCCUCUCCGCUGGUCAAGUCAGUUUUUUGUUUUUCAAUUGCAGGGUAGAUCUAUGUUUGACUUGAGUUCUCGCUUCAAUUUUUCUCCAUUUAUGGAUUCUGAAUUGGCCACCGUCGCCGUGGCAAUGCGAAUCGAGACGGUGGUGCUACCGCUGGAGAGGUGGUUGGGAGAGGAGAGGGAAAGGAGGAGGAAGAGGAAGCGAAGAGAGAGAUGAUUGGAGGAGGAGAGGGAAAGGGAUUUGAGCAGAAGAUGUUGCGGGGGAGGAGAGCUAGAAUUUUUUUUUUAUAAUUUCAAAAUUAAUUAUUAUUGUAAUUCAAAAUGACAUGGGAAUGAUUUGAUGAUUGGUCGCUGACGUGUCCAACGAUUUGGCAUCCUAGUCAGCCUAACGUUAAUCUAACUGACGGAGUUUCUAACACCGUUAAAGUUUCUAACGGAUUUGGCUAGAUUUGUCACACUACCUUUAGUUUUUUGGGCUAUUUUUGGUUUUCGAAUAGUUAUGGCUAUAUUUGUUAAAAGUGUGAAAGUUAUGGCUAUACAAGUGUAUUUUGCCAUUAAUUCAGUACAUUUGACUCCAAUUUAUUUGAUAUUAAUACAAUUGGAUGAGUUGUUACAAAAUUACCAUUUAAUAUCUAUAAUUUAUAUAUGUUAAUCCAGGAUCUAAAAUCUAUAUUUUUAACAAAAUAAUAUCGUUUGAAAAAUACGUCUGAUACCUAAAACUUUAAGAUCUAGACUUUUCAAAUUUUAAAUAUUGCUCCAAUUUUAGAUGUCACUUGGAUCCAUAAUCCAAUCCACUAAUCCAUUUGCCACCUCAAAUUGUGCUUGGUCAAUCAUGAUCUCCAACUAAAGUCAACAUAUAUAUUUUUUAAUAUAGGCAAUGAAUUGAGAAAUUUAAAAAAUAAAAAAUUAUUCUUGUUGAAGAAGGAUGAUGUGACAUUUUUGUUGACGGCCACAUCAUAUUAUUUAUUUCAUCACAUCACAACAUCCACCAACUCACCAUCAUUUAACGAAAAUGUUAACGGACACUUAAUGAUUGACUAUUAUUAUGUAUUUCCAAAGAUUGGGCUAAUAUUUUACGAAAUGAAAAAACUAUUUGGCUAAUAAAUCAUAUUUACAAUAGAAAUUAUUUGAAACACAAGAAAAUAGGAAAUUACAAAUUUGUGCUGGUAAGAUCGCGGUUAAUAGCUUUUGGAUAAAAAAAACUUUAAUGGUGAUAAUGUUUCCAACUUGAAAUUCAAAACGAAGCUACUCGAAGUGAAACUUGAGUCAAAAAAUCGCACAAACGGUUACAGAAGCGAACAACGAAGUCGCCGCAAUCGGUAAAAAACUUUAAUGGUGAUA